Molecule: messenger RNA, 3192 nt
Organism: Annulohypoxylon truncatum
Lineage: Eukaryota; Fungi; Ascomycota; Sordariomycetes; Xylariales; Hypoxylaceae
Exons: 1
Coding region: 392-2806 (804 amino acids)
Source: RefSeq, a predicted model, not a curated record
ACUUGCAAUUAUGUUACCAAGCAGUGACUUCCCUAUAACAUAGGGCCGCUUUGUAUCUCUUCUCGCUUUCUGAUCUCUUUGUGAUGAGACAAUAGUCUUGUUAUAGUGUUGUUAGGGCAUUGUUAUGGUCAACUAAACUCAACAAGGUAAAAUGUGGAUUGUGUGGGAACAAUGCCUCAUUGAUGGAACAAGACAAUGUUCUGGGCGUCUUAUAUAGUGUAGCAAUUUUCUCGAUGUGAUUGUGACUUGGGUUUAUUCACCAAUUGACUCAGUGGUUUCGGUUACCACUGAACAACUCAUCCGGUAGCGUAGCAGUGCUGGUUACUUCGCUCAAGGUUGUCUUGAAGCUAGAUCUUUCGUUGUUCAGUGGCAGGACCGUAUAUCGCCAACCAUGGCAGAGUACACCGGCCUGGAGCCAACAGAAACUCAUGCCGAUGAGUCGAAUAUCUUUGACCAAAUCGACUUCGACAGUAAUGAAAUCCAAGCCCCUGAGGGGUUCUUUUCCUUCUUUGAGCCUUCUGAGCCGCAGGACUCCGAACCAGGUCCCGUAGAUCAAGGUGGGGUUGACGAGGUGUCUUCCCAGUCUCUCUCACAAUGCAUAGAUCCGAAGUUGCUAGAUAACGACUAUGAUGCCACUGCAGACGUAGUCGUUGAGCAACAGCCACCGGAGAAUCACGGUACGAAUUAUCCAGUCGCCAAUCCUAUGACUAAUUUCACGAAUGGUAAUGUUGUCUAUAACGCCCCCUAUCCUCCCAUGUCAAACUACGCUCCUGCAAUGAACUUCCCUCAAAAUAAUUUUCAGUAUCCAUAUCUGCCUGCGACUAACCCCCCGUACCUAGGCCACGGAGCUGGAUACCCGGUAUACGUUAUGCAAUAUCCACCACCCGAACAAGCAUACCCAACGGCCGACGCUACGUACGUACUACCGGAGGCUCUACCCCCAACUGCACAACCGACGCAUCACAUAGUCACUAGAAAUGGUUCACAACCUCGGGAUCUACCCCCGGCACGCAUCGCUCCUUCGUUCAACUCGUCUCUUGUGGAUCCAAAGAUCUUUGAAGCUCGGCGAAGUAGAGUCCCUUCCCCUAUCAUCAUAUAUCACAAGCCUCCUCUAAAACGACCCACUAAAGGACCCAACGGGGAAUCGCUCAAGAACGAUAGGAUACCCCGAGUCACCCGGAAGAACCAACCUCGGCCCAACCCCCGAGAGUGGUACGGACCUCCGCUAAGCCCGCCUGAAAGCUGGGGUCCGAAGGACAAGACUGGCCGUCCCGUGUUUAAGUACACGGAAUAUGGUGAGCUCGAGCGGGGCAGGUCCUAUAGUCAGAAGGAGAUGCGCUGGUACCUCUACGGCCCGAAGGUACAUGAAGACUUUGAGCUUCCCAAACCUCUACCAAAUGUACCGGAGGUUGAGAAUAAGACUCGCCAAGGUCUAACCAUCUGGAUCGGUUGGGUGGCGUCGCAGUCUAACGAACGAUACCCCCACGGGUCCCAGUCUCAGAGAUGUCGAUUUGCAGACUGUCCCGAUCCUAAUCACACGAUCAGGGCGGGGUUUCCGCGCGUCAUCUUUGAUGAGAGGACGAACGUGGACGCAGACGCGAUCGACCCGUUCCACAACGCCGGAUACGCGCAUCUUUUCUGCUUCGAAAAGCACUUCGAUCUCGUCCAGGCUUUCCAUCACCUCGACGUCCGCGCAGACGAGCGAGACUUCAAGCGCGAGGAAAACUUGGGCAGGCUAUCACGGCAAUUUCCCGAGAUUCGAAAUGAGCUAGACCUCUGGUGGCGAGAUCAGUACCCUAAAUUUCUGGAACAUGGCAAGAACAGGGAUCGCUCUUACGAGCAGUCCCUAAGUUACCGUCUCAUAUGCCACACACUAGAGCACAGCAGCGAGGGUCGCGUCAAGAUGCGGGAAAGUAGAGGCGGCGCCGACAUGUCGAAGCAUAAAGGUGACCUCGUCGAGCUAAGGUUUCUCAAGGACUGUAUGGCCGAGGGUUUAAUGGAUAGGAACGGAGAUCCGCGGCCCGGGGCCCGUGAAUAUUUAGCAGAUCUCAACGCAAAAGGUAAGAGAAAGAAGAAGGGAAUUGUCAAGAGAAUUGGGCACACAGAUUCUCCGAUUUCAGCAGGGCUACACAUGGACAGACCUCCGCAAAGUGCACAGUCCGGUUCUUAUAUUCAUGGUUUCACCCCUAGCGCUGAGUUCGUACCGAUGCCUCAACCUUCUUCCAUGAACUUCCCAGUACCUCGCGGCGGUUUGUCCAUGGCAGCGACGAAUUUCAACCAAACGAUGGCGGCAGCCUUGUACCAACCAGGACCAGUUCCUGCAGACCGCUCACAACAAAAGCGGGACAGGAACGAAGUGUUGUUCGAAGACCAGCAGGGCAGUUAUUCUAACAACCAAGAAGCUCAAGAGCCCCAGACCAAGAGGCGGAGACUAUCUCACCCGGGAAGCCCAAGACCAAACACACCGACUGAUCAAAUCCCACUGCCUCAUGACGCCAGCCAGCACCUGCAAGCAAACAGGGAUAAUGGCCCGUCCGUGGAAAGCGAAGAGCAUGAUGGCUUACCAGCUGACUUUCCGCCCUUAGACCUAGACUUGGGCCAUCGUGAUGAGGUCGAACUCGACGAUAGCGCCGUUUUCAACAUAAUUGACGAGGAAAUGCCAAGCGGUGAGUUGCCUACUGGUGAUAACGUUAACACAGCCGCAGAAAUCGAGGUUGACGGCUCGCAUGAUUCAGAAUCCGAAGAAGACGAUGAUCUUUUCGGUGAUCCUGAUGACGCAGAUUACAACCCUGAAGAGGACGAGUAAAACCUCUCUCACGAGGAAACUCCGGGAAUUGGCUGCCCUGGAGGCAAAUGUCGAAGAGGAACUUCGGGCGAUUGAGUGUCGAAUCACUCGUUAGACUUAGACUCUCGCCAUUACCAGGUAAGCAGCAGCAGAAUGAGGUAAGGCCUAAGAGGUGAGUAACGAGUUAUGAGAAAGCGAAUGACAAUAUAUACCCAACGUGUUUAAGGCGAGGGAGUAUGGCGAAUAUGUUUACCUAUUUACUAUUACUUAAUUCAUAAAUCAAUCAUCUACCUACACAAUUACAUUUUCACUUACAACAACGGAUUGUAAAUAUACCCGUAAAAUAUAACAAAGCCAACUAGUAAGCAUUAAACGUUGUACCCGGAGAAAUCCUAGAGAGCAUGUAU